Molecule: messenger RNA, 485 nt
Organism: Onychomys torridus (southern grasshopper mouse)
Lineage: Eukaryota; Metazoa; Chordata; Mammalia; Rodentia; Cricetidae
Gene: Ankrd60
Product: ankyrin repeat domain 60
Exons: 2
Coding region: 178-414 (78 amino acids)
Molecular function (GO): protein binding
Source: RefSeq, a predicted model, not a curated record
AAGGCGGGCGCGCGCACCGCUCAGCCUGCCAGCCGUGCCCGCGCUCGGGCUAAGGGGCAGUCAGGAGACCCGCGCGUUUCCAUCCCUUCGCCAGACUUGGCUCCUGACGUCUUCUUCCUGAGGGUGAAACUGGAGGAGACUGGGGAGCUGUUCCGCGUGGCCAACUGCCGCAACGACAUGACGGUGCGGGAGCUCAAAGAGGAGCUGGACCUGGUGGUUGGCAUCCCCUUCAACCUACAGCGGCUGCAUUUCCUGGACCAAGGAAUUUUGAUGGAUGACGCUACCCUGAAGUUCUACGAUGUUAUCCCUGGAGCAGUUAUCUCAUUAUGUAUCUGGCAUUAUGAUGGUUGGACGGAACUGGUUUUGGCAGCCGUGGAAGGGGACCCCAGUAAGGUGGUUUCAUGCUUCUUUUAAUAUUAGGGAUUGAGGGACCCCCCAGUCUUUAGCAUGAGCAUUUGAAUAAAGGCCUCAGAGUAGGGAAGAAA